GGGCUCAAAUUCUUUUUGAGUUGGUCUCUCGCUAUAUGUAGGCCAAACUGGAAACGACGCCGUUGCCGGGUCUCUCCGGAAUUGAAGUACGUCGUCGUCGUCGUCGUCAGCCUCAUCAUCAACACUUUUUCUAAACAAAAAAGUCUUGCAGACUUUAUAUUUUUGCUUCCUCUCUUCGCAAUAAAUCUACCCAAAAAAUCAAAAAUAAACGAAAAUCCAAGAAAAAGAAAGAAAGAAAGAAAGAAAGAGAACAAUAAAGAUUAAAGGCAGAUAGAGAAAAAAAAUUCUUUGCUUUUCUUUGAUUUUGUUUUAAAUAAAUAGAGAAGGAGAUGUUGGAGAAGAUCGGAUUGCCAGCAAAACCAUCUUUGAGAGGGAAUAAUUGGGUGGUUGAUGCUUCACAUUGCCAAGGAUGUUCUUCUCAGUUCACCUUCAUCAAUCGCAAGCAUCACUGCCGAAGGUGUGGGGGUAUAUUUUGCAGUACUUGCACACAGCAAAGAAUGGUUUUGCGUGGGCAGGGUGAUGCCCCUGUACGUAUUUGUGAACCUUGUAAAAACCUAGAAGAAGCCGCUCGAUUUGAGUUGCGCCAUGGAUACAAAAGUAGAGCUGGGAGAGGUAGUUUGAAACCAGUUGCAAGAGAUGAGGAUGACGUUUUGAGCCAGAUUCUAGGUGCUGACAGUAAUGAGUCGUCUUCAUCAGGAUUAGCUUCCAAAAAUGACUUGACUCCUAGUGUUCAAAGGGCAACAAGUAGUAGUUCAUGUUCCAAUGUUCAAGUAGUUAUCACUCAUGAUGGGGGAGGAGAAAUACGUAGAAGUCAGUCCGUUGAUCAGCUUAUGCAGAAUGAGAUGACAUCAUCCAGUCCUGAGGAAUUGCGCCAGCAAGCAUUGGAUGAGAAAAGGAAGUAUAAAAUUCUAAAAGGAGAAGGGAAACCUGAGGAAGCUCUAAGAGCCUUUAAGAGAGGGAAGGAACUAGAGAGGCAGGCUGAGUCUUUGGGGAUAUAUAUAAGAAAAAACCGUAAAAAAAAUUUGGUGUCUGGAAACAUGUCUGAGCUACAGAAUAAAGAUGCCACUAAAGAAUCUAGUAGAAAGAAUAAGGUCCCUCAUCCAACAGGUGGGGAUAAGGGUGACCUGGCUGCUGAACUCAGGGAAUUGGGGUGGUCUGAUAUGGAUCUACGUGAUGACGAUAAAAGAUCCACAAGUAUGAGUUUGGAGGGUGAACUUUCUUCUCUUCUGGGAAAAAUUCCUAAGAAGAUUAAUGCCCAUGGCUCUGAAAAGAGCCAGGUUGUUGCCAUUAAAAAAAGGGCUCUUAUGUUGAAGCGUGAAGGGAAGCUUGCAGAAGCAAAGGAAGAACUGAAGAGAGCUAAAGUCUUAGAGAAGCAAGUCGAGGAACAAGAGCUAUUGGCUGCCGCUGAAGAUUCUGAUGAUGAGCUAUCUGCAAUAAUCCAUAGUAUGGACAAUGAUAAACAGGAUGAAAUCUUAAUCCAGUAUGAGCAUAUGCAAGGCCUUGACUUUGAUUACCUUGAGGGAACUACUGAUGAUCUUGGUGUUGAUAGUAAUUUUGAAGUAACUGAUAAGGAUAUGGAGGAUCCAGAAAUUGCUGCUGCUCUGAAAUCACUAGGUUGGACUGAGGAUUCUAAUCCUACUGAAGAUGUUAUGGCUCAGUCUGCUCCUGUUAACAGGGAGGCACUGUUAAGUGAAAUUCUUUCUUUAAAAAGAGAGGCUCUUAGACAAAAGCAGACAGGUAAUCUUGUAGAGGCAAUGUCUCAGUUUAAGAAGGCAAAGUUACUUGAGAAGGACCUUGAAAACUUUGAUUCUCAACCGGAGAAUUUGACAGUUAAUCAAAAUGGCCCAUCCCCUCACACUGCUGAUGUAUCAGUGAAGUCAGUUAAGUUGGGUGAUGAAAAUGUUAAUGCUAUGAAAGAUGUGGAUUUGAAACCUUCACCAAAGAGUAGAUUGAUGAUUCAGAAAGAGCUUCUGGGUUUGAAGAAGAAAGCCCUUGCUUUGAGAAGGGAAGGAAGAUUAGAUGAAUCAGAGGAAGAAUUGAAGAAGGGCAAGAUUCUUGAGCGCCAGCUUGAAGAAAUGGAGAAUGCUUCCAACAUGAAGGUUGCACAGGUAACUACUGGCAGUAAGGGGAAGGAUUUGACAGACGAGUGUCCUAAUGUAUCAGAAACUCUGCCAGUUGAAGGAGAUGUUACAGAUCAAGACAUGAAUGAUCCAACAUAUCUUUCAAUCCUAAGGAACUUAGGUUGGAAUGACAAUGAUGAUGAGCUUUCAAACUCUUUGCCGAAACAUUCUAAACAAAAAGAUUCUGAGCAAAUUAUUGAAUCUUCUUUGACCCAUUUUCCUCUUAAAAUCCCAGCUAAGGCAUCAAGAAGAACUAAAGCUGAAAUACAGAGGGAGCUACUAGGCUUGAAAAGGAAAGCUCUUUCUCUAAGGCGCCAAGGAAAUACUGAUGAGGCAGAGGAAGUGCUGGAAACAGCAAAAGCAUUGGAGGCUGAGAUGGCAGAGAUGGAGGCACCAAAGAAAGUGGUUGAAUCAAAGUGGCCAAACGAAAAAGCCACUGUACCUCCCCUUAAAGGUUCUAGGAAAGAAGCAGAUGAAGAGAAUGUUGCAGAGAAUGAUAUGACUGAUCCAGCUAUGCUCUCAAUACUAAAAAAUUUGGGUUGGAAGGAUGAAGAACUUGAACCUGUAACUAUGCAAGAAAAGUACUCUAAAAAUCUUGCCCGUGAGUCUUUACAUUCCAGCCAUCUAUCCGUCAGUCAACCCUUUUCAGGCAUUUCAAUUUCACCACCAAGAAGUAAAGGGGAAAUCCAAAGAGAACUUCUGGGUUUGAAAAGAAAGGCUCUUGCACUUAGACGAAAUGGGCAAGCUGAAGAGGCUGAGGAAUUGUUGGAAAGGGCAAAGAUACUGGAAGCCAAAAUGGCAGAAUUGGAAGCUUCGAAAGGUGAGCUGGUGCUUGAUUCGUCCAAGGACAGUAAACCUGUGAACUUUGAAUCAUUUACUAACCUUGAGAGGCAAGGGAAUGAAGUGACAGCAAAGAAGGGGGCAGUUGCAGUGGCAGUGGGACCAAGUGAAACAGUUGUACAAUUAUCAAUGGGUUUAGGAAGAGUGGAGAGUGAUAGAGAUAGUCCUACCCUGAGGAAUUCCGAUCUGUUAUUUCCUGCAACCUCCAGGCCUGUACAAGACAACCAACCCUCAUUAGAAAAAUUGGAUCUCUCAGGUGCAAUGGGACUUCUAGGUGGUGAGGGAAAAGUUGAAAUUACCAGUUGUGUCCCUCCAUCCGACCAGUCUGCAAACAUAUUGGACUUGUUGACUGGCGAUGACCUGACAAGUUCACAGAUAUCAGUGAAAUUUGAAGAGAAAGGUGAUUUUGGAUCCAAGUUCUCUUCUCUUGAUAGAGCCAAUGUUCAGUUGGCUUCCCUAGAUCUUAGAACCAAUGAUGAAUAUAAAACAGGAAACGGUAGAGUGGUUAACGGAGAGCAGAAGUCAUAUGCAGUUGAUGUGAGUUCAGUUCAGGGAUGUAGUUCUCAGAACAACCAAGAUUCACUGAGGCAAGCAGUUUUGUGUCACCAGAAGAAGGCACUUGCUUUGAAGAGAGAUGGAAAAUUGGCAGAAGCUCGAGAAGAACUUAGGCGGGCAAAGCUGUUGGAGAAGAGUCUGGCAGAAGAUGGCACUCCACCAAAAUCUGGUGCAAAUGAUGUGUCAAAAUCUGCGUCCACUGUUCGCUCUAAUGCAGAAAAGGAGCUGGGUGCAUCAAGCUUGCCUCUGAAACCACUGUCUGGGCGUGAUCGCUUCAAGUUGCAACAGAAAUCCCUCAGUCAUAAGCGCCAGGCUUUGAAGCUGCGAAGAGAAGGUCGUAUGCAGGAAGCAGAAGCUGAAUUUGAAUUAGCCAAGUCUAUAGAAGCACAGUUGGAAGAGUCGGCUGCUCAUGAUUCAACAAAGUCUUCUAGCAUUGGGUCAGAACCAGUAGAUGUUGUUGUUGAAGAUCUUCUCGAUCCUCAACUUUUGUCUGCCCUGAAAGCAAUUGGAUUGGAUGAUUCCAGUGUUGUGGCUCGUGGCCCAGAAAGACGAGAGCUCGUAAAACCCAAUGCUGCCAAAACUGAAAAUGUUGACCAAGAAAGAAUUCAAUUGGAAGAGCGGAUUAAGGCAGAAAAGGUAAAGGCAGUAAACUUGAAAAGGUCAGGCAAACAAGCUGAGGCUUUGGAUGCACUUCGGAGGGCCAAAAUGCUGGAGAAAAAGCUGAAUUCCUUGUCUUAAUAAUAAUAAAUGUUAUAAAAUUCCUUUUUCAGCUGGGAAAAUUUUCAUGGCUGGAUUGAGGUACAUAGUAUUUGAGGUCACCAUUUCAAAGCAAAAACAGCUACGAUGAUUUAUCUUCAUCUCAAGCAUGUAUGCUAAAUUUUCAUCAUAGAUUUGUAGAUGGAAAAUGUGUCUUUAUUUGUAUGUUCCGUAACAUUUGUGAUAAAAAAAUGCAAAACCCUUUCGUAUUACAACACAAUAAAAA
This is a messenger RNA of Durio zibethinus, 4497 nucleotides long. RefSeq lists its product as uncharacterized. Gene Ontology annotation, molecular function: metal ion binding; protein binding. The record is from RefSeq and is a predicted model, not a curated record. NCBI's taxonomy places the organism in Eukaryota, Viridiplantae, Streptophyta, Magnoliopsida, Malvales, Malvaceae.